Messenger RNA from Penicillium brevicompactum, 2061 nucleotides. It is a transcript of the gene crzA, whose product is annotated as putative C2H2 transcription factor Crz1. Gene Ontology annotation, biological process: regulation of DNA-templated transcription. Lineage: Eukaryota; Fungi; Ascomycota; Eurotiomycetes; Eurotiales; Aspergillaceae. The coding region runs from base 1 to 2061 and encodes 686 amino acids. Gene Ontology annotation, molecular function: DNA-binding transcription factor activity, RNA polymerase II-specific; RNA polymerase II cis-regulatory region sequence-specific DNA binding. The record is from RefSeq and is a predicted model, not a curated record. The transcript has 4 exons.
AUGGCCUCGCAUGAUCCAAACCAGGGCUCCGUCCAUUCCCCGGGAGACCUGAAGCAUCGCAGUGUGAGCCCGCAACCACCUGGGCAGCAAUAUCACAACCCGAACGCCGGAUUGACGGUCGACCCAUCUAUGGGCGCUUAUCAAACGGCCCCCUCCUUCCCCAACCCCGACGGGGUUAUUGGCGCCGAACAAUAUGGAUACCAAAACUAUUCCUGUGCUUUGUCUCCGACGCAAACUUUAUCUCCGCCAGCGGACCAGGCACAAUCCUUCGAGACGAGCCUGGUCAAUCAGCUGGAGCACUCCUCAAACGGACUGAGACCAAUGCAGGACGAGAAUUUCUCCAACAUGCUCAACUCGAAUCAGCCGGACAUGGACUUUGCCCUCUACCAGAACCACAGUCCGAGCGCAUCGGCCUCCGAGUACGAUACAUCGCAAUUGUUGGACCCGCAAAUGCACCAGCGCCAGUCAAUGAACCAAGCAAUCAAUCCGGCUGAUCUGGUCAGCCCGAUCUCGAAUUCCGGCUCCUCACAUCCAUCACAGGAUCCGCAGCAUUCGUCUCCUGGCCCCAUGUCUCCCCGGGAUCUACACCGGGGGCACCGACGUGCGCCGUCCGAGGUAUCAGAAGUCUCGUCGGCCAAUCACUCCCCUUACCUCUCCCAGCAUGAAUUUGAUGGCAUUGAGAAUAAUGCGUCGCCUUCUCUGGCCCCUCAGAGCGACCCGGCGCUGUACGAAAAUGGUCUGGGCAUGGAAUCAUUCACCUUGUCGGAGCAGCAGCAGCAGCAAGGCAUCAGCCCGCUGCAGACACCCUACAUUUCCCCGCGGUUAAUGCCACAGCAGGGAGGCGAGAUGAUUCCAAAUGCAUCCUAUCUCUCGCCUUUCCCCGCGGCACCGACGGAUAUGUAUGGAAUGCCACAGGAGGACAUGAUGAACAUGGGCCAGUUGAACAACGUACCGGGCGACAUUGGACAGGCUUCUCAGAUGGCGCCCCCAUCGAUCAAUGUCGAGUUCGCCCCGCCACUGCGCAAUCAAAACUUCGAUCCUUCCAAAUCAACAGCAGACUUCGACUCUCUGAGUCCUCCUGCUAUGCGAUCUCGAGUACGGAGCAAGUCUGACCCUUACCACCCCGCUUCCCGUCCACGCUCUCCAGCGGCCUCAACAACAAGCUUGGAACCCCAUGCACCUACCACCCCGCGGUCUCUGUCGCCAGUUGGAUCGGUCGGCUCGCACUCGCGUAGUAACCCCGGCUCUCGCGAUGCAUCACCUUCCCGGUCCAACCGCCGCCUCUCAACAUCCUCAAUCGAGAACCGAAACUACAUACUCGACUUAGCCGACCCCCAACGCCCAGGCGCAGCACCAGGCGAACCAAAACGCAUCCAAAAGCACCCCGCCACCUUCCAAUGUACCCUAUGCCCGAAACGCUUCACCCGCGCUUACAACCUACGCUCCCACCUGCGCACCCACACCGACGAGCGACCCUUCGUCUGCACAGUCUGCGGCAAAGCAUUUGCACGACAACACGACCGCAAAAGACACGAAGGCCUGCAUUCCGGAGAGAAGAAGUUCGUCUGCAGAGGCGAGCUCUCUCGCAGCGGUCAAUGGGGCUGCGGUCGUCGAUUCGCGCGAGCAGAUGCCCUCGGCCGUCAUUUCCGAUCCGAAGCCGGACGCGUCUGCAUCAAGCCCUUGCUAGACGAGGAAUCGGCUGAGCGUGAACGCGUCGAGCAUCAACCGCAACAGUCCGGUCAUCUUCAGCCUGUUCCUCAGCCGUUGGUUAUGCCCAAUAUGCCCGGCAUGGAUGGUCAGUCUUCUGGUAACUUUGUGUUGCCUGCUGCGCUCUUGGCGCAGUAUCCUGCACUCCAGACUUUGCAGUGGGAUCAGAUUCCCGCUGCGGAAGAGGAGAUUGGAGGGAGGAGUAGUUUUGAUGCUAGUUCUGGUGGUGAGUUUGGGUUUGAUGAAGAUGAUUCGGGUCUUUCCUAUAACCAGGGAAAUCUAUAUGCGAAUAAUUCGCAGAUGAUGAUGGACCCUGGGGAUCCAGGGUAUUCGAAUCAGAAGUGGAGUGGAUGA